Rubroshorea leprosula is the source of this 730-nucleotide messenger RNA. The record is from the annotation of a GenBank genome assembly. Lineage: Eukaryota; Viridiplantae; Streptophyta; Magnoliopsida; Malvales; Dipterocarpaceae.
AUCUCGAUUUUCGAAGAUGUCAGCAGUGUCCAUCUGUUCUGGAGGUUUAGAUUCAGGAGGAGAAGUUCCGGCUGCACUAGGGUCUGUGCCGGUUUUCUUACUACUAGUCAUGGUUUGGGGCUCAGAUCCGGAGAUGGCGAGGUUGAGGAGGAUGACAAAAGCUUCUAGCAGUAGGUGGAGUGGUCCGGCAGUAGAGACGGUUCAGCAGCUUAGCAACAAUCGUAGAGGUAGUUCAGCAGUCCACAGAUCGACUUCGACUUCGACUACAACUUUGAGUAGCAACAGCAGUGGCGCAACAGUGGCAGAGCAGUGGCGCAGCAGUGGCAAAGCAGUGGCGCAGCAACAGCAGCAGCAGCAGAAGUGGCGCACCAGCAAUCCAGACUCAAACGAAUCUGGUUCAACAGCAGCAGUCCAGACUCCAGUUCUAGGUAGUAGGGUGAGAUGUGAAAUAGAGAAGGGUAGAAGGGCGACAAUGAAGGGAUUGAGGGAUUUAGGGUUUGAGAUUUGUAGGGGAGCGCCAAAAGGGAAGGUGGAAGAUGACUUAAGUGAGUGUGUGUGUGAGAGAGUCCGAGGGUGAGAGGCAGAGGCAGUCAUUGGAGAAAUGGAGAAAUGAAUGAGGCUGUUUAGGGUUAAAAGGAUUAGGUUGGGCUUUGGGUUGGGCUUUGGGGUGGGUUAAAUUUUAUUGAAUUGAAUUUGGGUUUUAAAAUUAUAUUAAAUUUAAAAUGAAAUU